AUGGAAUUUCUCGUCGAUUAUUCUUUCGAUUUCAAUCGAUUAUUCAAAGAUGGCAUUCGAUAUGAACGGGCUCCUGGAGUAAGAAUAAGAUUUUAAAAAAAUUGAUGGAUUAUUUUUGAAUCCUAAAUGUUAUUAUUAAGCCCCUGCCUCACGAAAAUGACAAGUUAAAAUUUCGUUUUAUCCCUUGAAAAAGUUUAAUUUUUUGAAAAUUAGCCUUAUUAUUGAUUGAAAGGUAUCGCUAGUAUUCUUAAAAUUUUUCAAGUUUUUUUAAAGUCCAGCUGGAAAUUAUGUUUUUAAGUGCCUCAGAAACCCAUUUUUUUCGAUUUUUUUAAUUGAAAAUCCUAAUAUUCGAGCUCUUUUUUUCUAUAGAAAAAAAUAAAAAAACCUUUGAAAAUUUGGUUCGAAACGAUAGAAAUUAUCGAAAAAAACGCCAAAAUCUUUUGAAAAAAACGCUCAAAUUUUUUUAAAAAAACGCUAAAAAAAUUCUUGUGAAAAACGCUGAUGCAUUGGUUCCAGAUACUAAGAAAAAAACUGAAAAAAACGAUAAAAAAAUUACUGAAAAAAACGCUUGAAGUUACCGAGAAUAAGCUGAGAAUUUCUGAAAAUAGCUAGCAAAUAUUAAAAAAAGUUUAAAAAAACUACCAUAAAAAAACGUUUAAAAUUACCAUAAGAACGGUCCAAUUUUCCUAAAAAAACGCUAAAAUUUUGAUUCAAGAUCUUGAGGAUCACUGAAAAAUGAUAAAAUAAAACUGAAAAAACGCAGAAAAAAUUUGUUCGAAAUGCUUGAAAUCACCGUUCAAUUGCUGAAAAUCACUGAUAAAACGCUGAAAAUCAUUUCAAAACCCUUGAUUUUCAGCAAGAAGGCUGCCGACUCCGGAAACUCAUCCGAGAAAUCUUGAUCAGUCCCUCCACAUUGUGUUUCCACAACGGUUUCAUCGAUUUGGCCUUCAUUUAUCAUCACUUUUACCUGCCUUUACCUGAAGAGUUUGUACAAAAAAUAACCGGAACAAAUUUUUUUUUCUUUAGUUUUGUGACAUACUGCAACAAUGUCGCCGAGCUGUUCCCCGCCGAUUUUUUACCCGUUUGUGACUCGAAAUUCCUGGCCGUUAAUCAAACCGGUAUCGAUAUGUCUUUCCUGGAAUACGUGUUCCGGUUUUGGUGAGUAUUGAUGGAAGAAAAAUGGUUUUUCGAGUAAAUUUAGAAAAAUAGAAAAUAAAUAAUCACUGUUUCAGGUAUUUUUUCUGUUAUCGCAUAAUUUUUUUUCGUAGAAACUUCAGAGUGGCCCCUAUAGGGGCACUUAAAGGAUGCCCUCUAGGGACCACUUUACCUCCCCUAUAAGGGCAACUAGAUAUUGCAAAAAUGGCUCCUUGAGGGGUUUCAUUUAGGGACUCCUAUGGGGACCACUUGAGCUUUAGGAACCAAAGGGUAGGACUCUGAAUCUCUCUAGAGACCACUUUUCAGUCUCCUAUAGGGGUUGUUUUUCUCCUAACCCCUAUAGGGACCACUAUGAGGGUCCUAAGAAGUAUUACCUGAACAAAAUUUGAAAAGUGAAUUUGAAGAAUUUUAAUAAUUAUUUUUUUCUUGCGACAACUUUAUUGGAUAAUUUUUGAUAGCAGAACUUGAUGAAGUCGUUAAUUUUUGAAAAUAGGAACUUUUGAAUAUUUUUUUUAAAUUCUGAAAUAUGAAAUUUUUCUUUCUUUGAGGUCUCCAUUUGGUAUCAUAGAAGUUUGGAUUUCUUUUUUUGCAGUUUUGAAAAAAAAUUUGAAUAGGAAAUUACCCAAAGACCAAAAAUCAUAGAAAAAAAUCAGUAAAAAAAGUUUUUUUCAGCCUUUGCGAGAAUUUUUAUUGAAUAAUUUCUGAUAGCAGAACUUGAUCUAGUCGUUAAUUUUUUUGAAAAAUAGGAAAUUUUUGAAUUUUUUUGAGUUCUCAGAUAAUGAAAUUUUUUUCCUAAUGGGUCUUAAUUAAAUAUUAUAUUUUUGCGAUUUUUUUAAAAAUUUUUUUCAAAGGAAUGGUCCAAAACCAGAAAAUACAAUGAUCAAGUAUUUUUUUAGUCUCGGCGAAAAACGUCAUUGAACGCCGGAACGCCCGAUUUUACAUUGAUAUCGAUUUCGGGAACAAUUUGAAGCCCGCAGUUCAAGCUGCGAUCGAUUUAGUUAUAAUUAAUCAUUAGAAAUCAAUAAAAAAAUUGAUUUUUUUAGGUAGAUUGUAGCCUUCCAGUUGAUUUUUCCUCAGCAUAA
This is a messenger RNA of Caenorhabditis auriculariae, 2237 nucleotides long. NCBI's taxonomy places the organism in Eukaryota, Metazoa, Nematoda, Chromadorea, Rhabditida, Rhabditidae. The record is from the annotation of a GenBank genome assembly.